CAGUUGACACCUUAAAUACAGCGCCUGCAGCGCCACCCACACCACAGGAAGUCCAUAGAAAACUUAGUAUGACAUCUGCACCACCAAAAUCUGAUGACAAUUUGAAUGACAGCUUCAAGAAAUCUCAAAGGAGGCUCUCACAAUCUAUACUUGAACCCCUACAGGACAGCCCACCGAGUCCAACGUUCUCUAAGCAUCCUUAUUUGUCAGCUGACGAUGAAGCUGAGGGCGAUUUAGUUAGCGAAGAUGAAGCUAGUGUCAGUGGUACUAAUAUGGCAACUCAAGUAAACACCUCAAGUGAACCUCCAAUAAAUGAGGAUAAUAUACUAAGGAACGGUUACCUUGAAAAGAAAGGUGGUGGUCACCGUAAGCGUUGGAAAACGAGAUGGUUUGUUUUGAGACCAACUAAGUUGGCGAUUUAUAAAUCAGAUAAGGAAUAUAGAUUACUUCGCUUAAUUGAUGUCAACGUCAUUCACACUUGCGUAGAGGUUGAUGUUGGUAAGAAGCAUCAAAAUGUCUUCGGUUUAGUUACUCCUGACAGAAUUUUCUAUUUAAAAGCAAUCUCUCGUGCAGAUAUGGAGUCUUGGAUCGAAGCUAUCAACCUUGCACGUAAACUUAUGCGCGAUCAAUUAAGUCUACAAACUAGUUUUCCUCAUAAUGAUGAAUCAACCACUCAACUUUCUCCAAUUAAUAUCCCAGUUUCACCUUCAGUGCAUAGACGCACUUCUUUAUCUUCAACUCAAGCUUCACCUCAUCGUGUUGAUAGACCUUUUGAACAAAGCGGUUUUAGUUUACCGACUGAUGGUGGUGAAUCACCUAAUGAUAGGGAUUCAAGUGAUGAUGAUGAUGACUACCAUGGUAUACUAUCACCAACUGAUCCAAAUAAAGUCAUUCUAACCGGUUAUCUUAUGAAACUAAGUAAAAGAAAGGCUUGGAGGAAACGUUAUUGGAUACUUACAUCUGAUAAAUUGAGUUAUGCCCGUUCACAUAUGGAUAAACCCCAACGACAUAUUCCACUGUCGAAGAUAUUAGACUCUUUGGAAGCCGAAGAACAUGUAAGCUCCCCAGAGGGCACAGAGCAGAGAGAACAUAAAUUCAAAGUUUUAACCGUCAAGAGAACUUUUAUUUUGUCCGCUCAAUCGGAGGAAGAAGAAAUAAGGUGGUUAUCUGCUCUUCAAACUUUACUUGCACAUAAGAGAGGUUUGCCGGUUAGCGAUAUAACCGCAUCGCCUAUGUCUUCUGCGAACAAUCCACAAUAUUUGGGUCCACCGCCACCUCAUGUGACUACCCAACCACCGACACCUCAAACACAUAAACUUGUUGACGUUCCAGAAGAAGAAUCAAGCGCUGAAGUUCUAGUUAAUGAGGAAGAUCAAGAUGAUAAUAAUAACACGAGACAUAAGAGAACGAGAAGUGGCACGGUUGAAGCCAGAGCCGCCGUUGAUGCUGUAACAAAAAGAUAUCACCCAGAAGAUAAAGAUAAAGGAAAUUAAUGGACUAAUAAUAAUUACUUACUUGAUACUUGUAUUUUGCUCU
This is a messenger RNA of Wallemia mellicola CBS 633.66, 1536 nucleotides long. RefSeq names its product PH-domain-containing protein. Bases 69 to 1493 code for a protein of 474 amino acids. The record is from RefSeq and is a predicted model, not a curated record. The transcript is spliced from 2 exons. NCBI's taxonomy places the organism in Eukaryota, Fungi, Basidiomycota, Wallemiomycetes, Wallemiales, Wallemiaceae.